AGUUUCGUUCGGGACAGUCGCUCGGGAAUAUUGUUAGUUUAGCGGCUCGCGCGUGUGGGGCUUCUUCCGUAGUAUAGAAUUAUUUUUUCUUUUGGUUUAGAGAGAAAGAGGAGAGUGAAAGUCAAGCAGGAGAGGAUGAAGAGCUGAGGCGAGGCCGCAGCUACUACAACGUUUACGCGCGUUGCAGCGCAGGGCGUCGUGCAGUCAGUAUAGCGGAGUCACACACACUCGCUGCGCGGCAAGAUGGCCGCCGCGGCACACGCCUUCCACCUGGUGAGCCAUCUCCUGGGCAUCGUCCUCUUCUUCGCCUGCAUCGCGGGCACCAGCUCCCAAGACGCUCAGAAUCCGCAGCAGCGCAGCCGUUACGCCUCCGGCAGCUCGUACUACAAUCCCAGAGGAGGAUACGGGGACCAGCCGCACAGCGAGCCCGGCUACAAGACCUACUUCUACAAGGACAGGAGGUACGGCUAUCAGCCGAGCUACCUGGACCCCUACUACAACAGGGGACCGACCCGUGCACCCGAGGACCGAUUUCACUACGACGUAACCGAGAGAAUACCCCUGCCAGGAAUACUGGGUGGCUGGAGGCCAGAUUUGCAGGGCAGGGAACGUCCCGAUUCCAAGAACCUUGAACGAGAUGUUUUUGUCACAACUCAUUAUGGAAAUGUUCAGGGUUUCAAAGUGCACCUUUAUGAUCACCCAGAAGCCAGGCACAGACCUUGGAGUCUUCCUGUCGAGAGAGUCACUGCAACUGUCAAUGUGUUUCUUGGUAUACCUUACGCAAUGCCACCAAUUAAAGAAGGCAGAUUCAAACCACCUAGAAUACACAAAGGUUGGAACCUCAUGCAAGCCGUGGAUUGGGGUCCAGCCUGUCCACAGCCAAGUCAGUACACCGGUGCAACAAAGGGAAUACGCGACAUUGACGAGGAUUGUUUGUAUCUUAAUAUUUUUAGCCCUAAUGUGGAAUCUGGCUUGGCAAGAGGGUAUCCUGUUAUGUUCUACAUUCAUGGAGGAGAAUUUGUACAUGGAGCAAGCAACCUUUUCCCAGCACACAUAUUAGCUGGCUUUUACAAUGUAACAGUUGUUUCCAUUAAUUAUCGUCUUGGAGCCCUUGGCUUUUUGAGCACAGGAGAUGAAAACAGUCCUGGAAACUACGGAAUUCUUGAUCAAGCAAUGGCUCUGAGAUGGGUAUAUGACAACAUCAGAUUCUUCAAUGGUGACCCAGAGAAAAUUACACUAUUUGGACCUGGAGCUGGAGCAGCUAGUGCUGGCUUGUUGAUGGUUGCACCAAGAACCCGAGACAUGGUCUCAAAGGUGAUAGCUCAAUCGGGCUCUGCUUUAGCAGAUUGGGCUGUAAUUGUCGACAAGUAUCGAGCUCAGAAUACAUCUAGAGUGUACGCGCAGAUGCUCGGCUGCAGUAUCGAAAGUAGUUGGAAACUCGUGCAAUGUUUGAAAGAUGGUCGUAGUAUUUAUGAGUUGGGAAAUGCUGAGUUCCAGCCGCACGUCGGCAUGUUCCCUUGGGCUCCCGUCUACGAUGUGAAUUUUACAGUACCAAGAGAUUAUUACGAUUCCUGGAGUGCAUCCGACUGGCACUUCUUCUCGGAAGAGCCCGAAGAAAGUAUUAAAACACGAAAAUACAGGCAUGACAUAAUGUACAUGGCUGGAGUUACUACUCAAGAAGCGUCUUUCAUUCUGUAUAAUAAUGCGACUUUAGCUAGAAAUGACUUUAUCAUGACACCUGAAAUGUUUGAUCAAAAAAUUUGGGAACUUGUUCUACGCUACAAUUACACUUUGAAUCCCUGGGGUGUCUACGAAGCGAUUAAGUACAUGUAUACUUACUGGCCAGAUCCAAACAAUGUGACGCAUAUCCGAGAGCAAUACAUCAAUUUGCUGUCCGAUUUCCACUACGUCGCUCCCCACGACAAAAUUGCGAAAAUGUUGGUCGAACGAAAUGUACCUGUUUUCUUGUACGUACUGAAUACAACGAUUGAAGCAUUUAAUUUGCCUUUCUGGAGACGAGUUCCGCACGAUUUGGAGCACAUGUUGCUAACAGGAGCUCCGUUUAUGGAUGUCGAAUUUUUCCCUGAAAAAUUAAGGCUAAGAAGAGAUAUGUGGACAGACAACGAUCGAAAUAUGAGUCAUUUCUUCAUGAAAGCUUAUUCUAACUUUGCACACUUUGGAAAUCCAACCCCUUCUCAGAUCUUGGGAUUGCACUUUGAUGUUGCUAAAUUUGGUCAGCUAAAAUAUUUGAACAUAAACACGACGUACAACAGCUCUAUAUUAAUAAACUACCGACAAACUGAGAGUGCAUUUUGGUCGCAGUACUUACCAACGGUCAUCGGCCGACUAGUACCCACUUACCCACCAGUUACAGAAUAUUGGUGGGAGCCGGCGCAACCUCUGCAGAUCGCUUUUUGGUCCAUGUCAACAGCCUGCCUGCUGUUGAUUGUCAUGUCGGCGGUGUGUUGUAUGCUUUGGCGUAACGCCAAAAGACAGUCAGACCACUACUAUAGCGGAGAUAUCCUGAUGGUACGAGACGAUGAGCAGUCCGAGGGAAUCGACAAUCUAACUCGCGCCUCCAAGGAGAACAUGUACGAGUAUCGUGACACGCCACCUGUUCGCGCCCGCAAUCCUCGCAACAUCAACCACCAUCAGCAUCCCAGUCAGCACGACAUCAAGCUUCAGGAGCGUUUGGCUCAGAACCGUAAGUUUAGCUCUACGCCAUCGCUGCGUAGCAAUUCAAAUGCUUCGCUCAAGGACGCGCGAAACGAGGGCUUUGUCACCAGUUCGCCAAACGGUCAACCACGAGCGAUGAACCGGGCUGCCAGUCAGUCCAGCUUGCCCAAGAGCAAGAGCAAGACGCAUCUAGUACAAGGUGUGCCUCAGACUGCGGUUUGAGACGGGAUGUAAAGUUUUUUUUUUCGAUUGACAUUCCAUUGUUGUUCUUUUCGAGUGCGGAGUUUAUACUUUGUAUUGUCUGCUGAGAAGUUUUAAUGAGAAACUUUUUAUCUACAAGUGCUCUUACACUGCCUUUGUUUUAGAUGGAGAUGAAGAGUGCCUUUGCGAAAAUUGUCUUUUUUCUCAGUAUAUGCUGUCUGAUUUUUUACUUUUUUUUUAACGAAACAAGUAGCUAGGUCGAUAAGAAAAAGCGAAAUAAAUGAUAAAAGUACGAACCUUAUGACAAAUUGCAACUGAGCUAUGAAUCCAGCAAUUAAGUUAUAAAGUACAACUCUUUUUUUUUAAAGUAACGAGACAAUGAAUGAUUACCAUUUUGUUGGCUGUCCAGUUGUAGUUUUCUUCGCAGUAGAAACGCGAAAACAAUAAUAUCUUUCCCAUGUUAAUUAAGCUUUUUUAUAUUUUUUUUUUGUACACUUUGUUAAGGUUUAACGAUAAACAAAGACACACGAGAAUGAUCAAGUUAUGUAUGUAAUGUACAUAUAUACAUAUAAUAUAGUCGAAUUGGAUGACUGUAAUUAUAAUCUAGCAUGAAAUGCUAGCCUUGUAGUGCAAAUACUUUCCAAAAGGAUGCGAAUGCGAGUACCGUACAUGUUUUAUUUAACAUUAUAACAUCAACGCCUUUCAAUAACAAUGGUGACUUUUUACACGAUGUCUUGAACUGCCAUCCAACGUUGUUUCGCCAUCAUGAUUUCACCGAAGUCAUUCUAUUUCCAUCCACUUAGUCGUUAAGGUUGAUAUCCGUCCAACAAAUUUGCAAAACGAUUGUAUAGAUUAUCGUAUAAAAAUAUUAUAUAUUUUUUACUUUGUAUUAUAUAGGAUCAUCGAUAUACUACUGUCGACGAUAACUCCGUGCAUAAUUUUAAAAGCGUUUUGCUUCAUUAUUCUCUUUUCUCGAACUCUAUUUUGGCUUAACAUACUUUAGUUCAUAAGUUUAUUGCAAAUACACAUUAAAUAUGUAUAGUAGAGCACUGAUAAUUCACAGUAUAAAAGAGAUACCUCGGCAAAAUAAUAAUCUGUUUUUUGCCGGUUUUCCUUGUCUUUUUUGCAUACAAAUAUUUUUUAUACUUGUUACCAUAUUCAACGAUUAUUGCCAGCAUUAUUCAUCCACUCAUUGCCUUAGAAAUUAGUGAUCUCUGUAAAUCAAAGCUAGACGCAUUAAGCUAAUAAUUAAAUUCUCGAUUAAACGUCGCGACAAAGUGCAAAAUAAUUUAGUACAUCACAUUCAUUUACAUUUGUAAAAUUUAGGGGACAAAAGUGCAGCUGCACUUCAUAUAGUUAUCGAUACACCAGCGAUCUCAUUUUAUCACAUUUUCAUGUUCCAUUACUCGCAAUUUAGGAUAUAAUUUUUCAGCAUGGAGAUUCAUUUGCAAUACAAUAUAGAUAGUAGAAACGCACCACCAUAAAUGCAAUAACUAAAGUAAAUUGUAAACGCUCCAACAACACGUGUACCUACGAUAAUUUUAACAUAAGAGACCAUAAGAGCACAACGCAUAUAUUUUGUAAUGAAUUGAAAUAUACAACAUUUAAAGCAUAAA
Molecule: messenger RNA, 4493 nt
Organism: Nasonia vitripennis (jewel wasp)
Lineage: Eukaryota; Metazoa; Arthropoda; Insecta; Hymenoptera; Pteromalidae
Gene: Gli
Product: gliotactin
Exons: 12
Coding region: 244-2898 (884 amino acids)
Cellular component (GO): cell surface; septate junction; tricellular tight junction
Source: RefSeq, a predicted model, not a curated record